Messenger RNA from Ostertagia ostertagi, 1056 nucleotides. NCBI's taxonomy places the organism in Eukaryota, Metazoa, Nematoda, Chromadorea, Rhabditida, Trichostrongylidae. The record is from the annotation of a GenBank genome assembly.
AUGUACGUGUUCGGAGGUGUCGAGGUAAAGUUAGUCGAGAACACGGUAAAGCUAAACUUAACACUGGUUGAUACACCCGGUUUCGGUGAUGCUGUCAAUAACACCCGAUGUUGGGAGCCCAUCAUUCACUACGUCGAUGGCAAAUUCCUUGAAUUCUUUCAUGAAGAGACGAAAAUUGAGAGAAAAGAGCGACCCGUUGACAAAUGUGUACAUCUUUGCUUAUACUUUAUUGAACCCAGUGGUCAUGGACUAAAGCCGCUGGAUAUUGAGUUUAUGAAGCAGCUUCACACACGCGUCAAUAUUGUGCCAGUUAUCGCUAAGGCAGACUGUCUAACAAAAGAUGAAUUGAAGAGAUUCAAAGCACAGAUCAACAAGGACAUUAUCGCGAACGAAAUCAAGUUGUACAAAUUUCCAGAACUGGAUGAAGAGAAGGAUAAGGUCGCCAGUGAACGAUUAAGAAAUUGCCUACCAUUUGCUGUAGUUGGUAGCAAUUUACUGAAAGAAGAAGGUGGGAAGAAAAUAAGAUAUAGGGAAUAUCCAUGGGGUAUUGUGGAAGUGGAGAACAUGGCCCACAAUGACUUCAUUCCACUUCGUGAUAUGGUUGUGCGGACAAACUUGAUAGACAUGAUUGACGUGACACGGUCUGUACAUUACGAAAAUUUCCGUCUCCGUCAAAUGGACAAGCUUCCGAAGCAUGUUAUGGACAGAGAUCCAUUUACGCAGAUGGAGGAGGAUCGCAAAAAGAAGGAACAAGAGUUAGCUGAGAAGGCCAGAGCUUUUGAAAAGACGUUUGCUGAUCGAGUCCACGAGAGAGAAGCCAAAAUUAACGAAAGGGCAGCAAGGUUGGACAUACGUGAACACGAUUUGAAGGAGGAGAUUGAGCUGCGCAAGGCCGAACUAGAGAAGGUCAGACGUGAGGUGGAAGAUUUGCGAAGGGGCAGUAUUGGUGACUCAAAAACAUCGCUGUCGAUGACGAAUGAGAAUUCCGGCAAAAACUCACCGACGGACAAAAUCAAGAAGAAGUCAGGAACGCUGGGUCUUUUCAACCGAAAUUAA